UUAAACACCUGACCUUUGAGAGAAGAGUGAUCUUAAGUUUGGGGCAUCAUGGUUUUCACACCAGUGCUCCUGCUGCAGAUGCUUCUAGUCUCAGGAGUGUCUGCAUCACACUAUUUUGGAGGACACACCGAAUUCUUAGCGGAGAAAAACCCAAAUGGAACAUUUACAGUGAACAUUACCUUUAGGGAAACCUUUGAUGGCUGUUACUACGGUCAACACAUGAAUUGUUAUGAAAGCUACUGUGGAUAUGAGAACUACCUGUAUAGGCAAAGAGCCACGCUUGACAGCAGCACCAACGCUCCAGUCUAUAACAGAAAAUGGUGCGAAGCAGAAACAGUGAUGUCAAGAAUUGUCCCAUCCAACAGACCUUUCUCGAUGCGAUCAGCAAGCUGUUGCUGGAUUCCAACAAGGAACUACCUCUAUAGUUGGAGACUACUGACCGCUCUGGAUUUGGGUACAAGAUCUGACACAGGAAAGCCAAACAAAUCACCAGUUAUUGGCACGCUACCUUUUCUUCGGGUUCCUCAAAAUUGCCCACGGAGAUACAAGCUAAUGGCCUUUGAUGCUGAUGGAGAUCAAGUACGAUGUAGAUAUGGAAUUCUCAGGAAUAGAGAAUGCAGCUCGUGCAGUCACCCUGUAGGCUUUUACCUGGAUCAGCACUCUUGCACAUUGUACUACAACAAUACCCAUAAUGAUACUAGAGUUUUUGGAUUUGAAUUGGUAGUGGAGGACUUUCCAAGACACCCCAUUACACUCUCCUAUAGUGAUGGCUCCUAUUCCUACAAAUCUCCUCUAAUGUUCAGGAGAAAGAGGCGGUAUAUUAAUCCAUACACAUCUUCGUGGACAACUAAAACAAGUACCACCAUCCCAUACUGGUGGUCGCAAACUAGAGGAUCAAAUAUUACAAGCUCUGAGACGACAACAGAAGCAACCACACAGUGGCAUCGAAGACCUACAAAGGCACACCCAAGGUCGUGGAAUACAAGAUCGACAACAACAGGGCAUCCCACUGCAACACAGUACCAUACUACAACUCAUCGGCCUGCUCCAAAUACAAUGAUACCUACAACAGCACACUGGGCGCUGUGGACUACAAGAUCAAAACAUCUCAUUACAAGGCGGCACCGAACCACAACAUCGCCAACGAACACUCCUCGACCUACAGCCGCAAUGACAACCACGACUGAACCUCUCUACCUUGGAACUCUAGCUCUCAGCAAACUACCCUUGCAAUUCUCCUUAUUGGUGGACCCUGAUAUUCCAUCAUGUGAAGAAGGACUUUACAUACCACGUUUUCAACAUCCAACACCCGAGAAUGGACAACAUAUCUAUGCAGAGGUCAACAAAGAGGUGGAGAUCAGAGUCAAAGCGAAAGCUACGCAAUCGAUAAUACAUGACAUCAUUAUGAGUGGACCAAGAAAUAGCAAUAAGCACAGAACCACACACAACGAGUUCGUCAUAAGGUGGAUCCCGAAGCCUGGCGAUAUAGGUGGACACUUCCCACUGUGUUUUGCUGUCGAAUCAGGGCCUAUUUCGCCAUCUCCAAUUCCAACUCAAGAUGUAUAUCACUAUUAUUACCACUACUACCCCAGGCCCAAUCCAGUCUAUCAAUCUGAAAUGAGGUGUGUGCUGAUUAAUGUAAACAAGAAGACAGUUGAAGCCAAGGUGACCUGCUAUCAGUCCAGUAUGAAAGUAGAAGUUGAGAAAGCUUCACUCAGUGGGAUCCAUGUGGACCACCUACGUGUCAAUGAUGGCAGUAACAUUCUGUGCAAUCUCCAGACAAACUCCAACAGCACACAUGUAGUUGGAAUCAUCCCCCUUAACUCUUGUGGCACUCUUCUGGAGGAGGACGAAACAUACCUUAUUUUCAAGAAUGAAAUAACAACUAUAGACGACCCCGAUGACUUUAUCACCAGGAAACACAGACUGGAAUUGGACUUUGAGUGCCAGUAUCCGAAACGGGGAAAUGUGACCCAGACUUUCCUCUCACACAGAGAGACAUUCAUUGUUUGGGAAAAGGGUUUCGGCAGGUUCACCUAUCAGUUCGAGUUCUACCCGAAUGACCGAUUCCAAAGCAGGAUUAGUCCAAACUCAUACCCUAUGGAAUAUGAACUAGGACAGAGGAUUUACAUGAAGAUAGAAGCCUCCUCCUCCAUCAACAAUACAGAACUUUUCGUUGAAUCGUGCAGAGCUGCUCCAUAUGACAACCCUAACGUUCGGCCGACUUACUCUAUCAUUGAAAAUGGAUGUGCAGUGGAUCAAACAGUUUUGAUGUACAACACUUCUGAUCAACAUGAAUUCAAGUUCAGCAUGGAGGCCUUCAAAUUCAUUGGUUUGCAUGACCAAGUAUAUAUCAGCUGUUCAGUCAUGAUGUGUGAGGCAGGGAACCCAUACACUCGGUGCUCAAAGGGAUGCAUCAACACCACAUCCGAACACCAUUAUUAUAAGAGAGAGGCUGUCAUCCAAAGCGCAAACCAUUUGGUUUCUCAAGGGCCAUUACGUCUUCAGAGAUCAGUAGAGGGUAACAAAACCACAGUGAUGAAUUUCAAUCUGAACCUCGUCUUUAUUGCUGGAUGUCUUCUCGCAGUUGCUGGCAUGAUGGCUGUUGUCAUGUACAAAGCCAAAAUGUCCAGGUUUACGUAUCAACGUUUGCCAACUUCUGAAAAUUAAAAACGUGCGCGUAUGUUCAUUACGUUUCAUUUUGAGCAGAUGCAUCUGGGUAUCAUAAUCAUAUAUCAUUACAACAAUGAAGUCAUGAUUUGAAUGUAAAAGGUAUAAUAAGGAUGUUAAUUUUCUGGUGUGCUUGCUCAAUAGUUAGAGGAACUUCUUUUUUCCAAUCAACCUACUUUAAAAGGACAAUCAAACAUCAGUGCAGCUAUGACCACUAAAUUUGACGGUGAGAACGAAAGCAUAAAAUCUCCAUUAUGAUCUCAUUGGAUGCAUUGACAGCAACCUGACGUCCAAUUGAGUUGAACAUAAUAUAUUACAUGUUCAAAUGGACUGUAGUCCAUUGCGAAUGAGUUGAGAAAAUUGUAAUGUACCUGAGAAUAAAAAUAUAUUUAAAAAAAAAAAAAAUUGUGUUUGAUGAAAAUCCAUUGAAAGUCCUGCUUUACAAUCAAUAGAAAUAUAACACCACACAACAUUUAGUAUCCAGCAUCUCCUUUUUGUUCAAAUAAAUAUGCGGAGAAAAACCACCAAAGACUCAAAGCAGUCAUACUCGUGAUUUAAAUGAAUAAAUAAAUAAAUAAAUAAAAAUUAAUAAAUAAUUUUAUAAUGUUGCACAACAUUUAGCCACAAUACUGCUACGCUUUUGUAUGACUUGGUCCUACAUGGUGCCCAGGGCGACAAAAAGUUUUGGUGACCUCCCCCCCAAGCCAAGAAAAAAAAACAAUUGCAAAAAGACAACAACAGUUGACCCAGAAAAUACAGCGCAUGAAGUAUGCUCAGCACAAGGCAACAACCAAAACACAGUAUUUGCUAAGAAUGUUACAUUGUUAACGGUACCUGACCAGUUGAUAGCGCACAUCAAUAAAUAUGUGCAAGAGAAUAUUAAUUUAACAUUACAAACAUAGACUUCAUAAUGGUAUUGACAGGACAAGCAAGGGCGCGGAGCCGAUUAAUAGGGGGCCUAUUUCAGUCUAAGCCAGGGGUGGGCAAUUAAUUCCACAAAGGGCCGCAGUGGGUGCGGGUUUUUGUUGCAACCCAUUAAGAGGACACCUUUUCACCAAUCUGCUGUUUUACAAGUGCAAUCAGUCGAUUGCAGUCAGGUGCUUCUCAUUUCUGCUGAAACCGAAUUGGUUAAACUAUCUGUGCUGGGUCAGCUGGAACAAAGACCAGGACCCACUGCAGCCCUCGAGGACCAGUUUGCCCACCCCUGGUCUAAGCUGACCGAUUGGAAACACAAAGAGCUUUUUAUGUUGAAAAAUCUUGUAAAUAAAUGCUUAAAUCCCUGAAUUAUUUAUACAUAUGGAUGUAAAACAGUCUCGAUUCUUGGUUAAAAGCAACAACAACAACAACAAAAAGUGCAGGUAGCAUUUAUUUUAAGUAGACAUGUCGAAUUUGCUGCUCGUCUUCAAGUCACACUGUGGCGCCGCCUUACCACAACAAAGAGCUUUUUAUGUUUAAGUUCUUGUGAAUAAAUGCUUAAAUCCCUGAAUUCUUUAUAGAUAUGGACGUAAAACAGUCUCGAUUAUUGGUUAAAAGCAAAAAAAAAAAAACAACAACAAAAAGCAUGCAGGUAGCAUUUAUUUUACGUAAAUAUAUCGAAGGACGAUGCAAGUCCGUAGCAGUUACUUUCUCCCGUUGAUUUUUUUUUUCACGUUUCAAAAUGCAUGUAUGGUACAAAAAAUAUACUAAUUACCUUGAAUCCUCAAACAAAUCACUCCUGAGACUAUCCUUCCUGUUGGUAUGAGGUAGCGCUUUCUUACUUUUUCAACUAAAUCCGGCGUUGCAUAUGCUGCGUGCCUAUGUUUGUGAACACGGAGGUUCGUUCCGGCCCUGAGACACAGGAAGAGGAGGCUUGACGACGCUUUACAGUCGCACAACUGAGUUUAUUUUAAAAAGCAAGAUGAUAAAAAGGCUAAAAAGUGAGUCACUUCUGGCUAGACGGUGUGGGAUUCGGGCUCCCCAGGUCGGCCGGUGUUGUGCCGAAAAAUGUCCCCCCGCGUGAAAUGUCCCCCCUGACGGGAGUGCCCACACCUCACUCGUACAAACAGCUUUUUCUUACCAAUCGAUGGACACGGAAAUGACUUUCUUGUACUGUGAAUAUGUAUUACUUUACUCUGCUUCAACUAAUACAAGGUGACCCAAAAAAAAGUUUACACUCAGUUGACUGCUUGUUUAAAAGCCAUUGAAACAUAUCUAAAUAAUUUGUCAUGCUUAAGUGAUUCAUUAAGGUCACUCAAUGCAGCUGGUACGGUAAUCUCUCGUCUCUACAAUUCCUGUGCUUCUGCUGAAAAUGAAGAAAACUUUAGCUGUACCUGAAUUGCUGCGUGCCGGUCUGACACCUACUGAGAUUGCAGCAAAUCUGAGAAUAUCCAGAUGUGCAGUCUACAAAGUUAAAAAGAAGCUGAAAGAUACUGGAACAGCCUCACGAAAACCUGGGUCUGGAAGUGCCGAUCUGUGCGGACCAAAAAGUUGAUUGACAAGGUGAUAUGUGGCCACCUCAGAGUCCAGAUCUCAAUCCCCUGGAUUAUAGCAUAUGGGCAACUGUGGAGGACAGUGCCUGUAAGAAGCCACAAACUUCUGUGGCAGCCUUGGAGAGGUCCAUUGUUAGAUCUUGGGAAAAGAUGACAGCAUCCUACAUAAAGAAGACCUGUCAAGCGUUCCGCAGGCGCCUGGAGGCUGUUGUGACACUUAAGGGAGGACACAUUGAAAAAUAGAGUGUACUGUACAUGUUCUUUAUAAUAAUGUAUAAUUUGUGAUUAAAUUCUAAUUCUAAGAUGAAUAAACAUGGCACUUAAGUUGUAUUAUGGCAGUGUAAACUUUUUUUGGGGUCACCCUGUACAUCUUGUACUAUGAAUAUGUAUUAUUUUACUCUGCUUGAACUAAUAAAUCUUGUACUGUGAAUAUGUAUUAUUUUA
Messenger RNA from Corythoichthys intestinalis (scribbled pipefish), 5582 nucleotides. RefSeq lists its product as uncharacterized. The transcript has 14 exons. The coding region runs from base 49 to 2670 and encodes 873 amino acids. The record is from RefSeq and is a predicted model, not a curated record. Gene Ontology annotation, cellular component: cell surface. Lineage: Eukaryota; Metazoa; Chordata; Actinopteri; Syngnathiformes; Syngnathidae.